Messenger RNA from Cornus florida, 1539 nucleotides. RefSeq lists its product as uncharacterized. The transcript has 3 exons. Lineage: Eukaryota; Viridiplantae; Streptophyta; Magnoliopsida; Cornales; Cornaceae. The record is from RefSeq and is a predicted model, not a curated record. Bases 1 to 1539 code for a protein of 512 amino acids.
AUGGAUGACAAGUUCAUAUUGGAUACUCCUAUAACUAAUGAAGAAAUCAAAACAGUGGUGAUGAAUUGUAAUCCAGAUAAAGCCCCAGGUCCAGAUGGCUUCCCAGCUCGAUUCUUCCAAACCUUUUGGUCUACUGUCCAUUUAGAAGUUUGCGUUGCUGUCCAUCAUUUCUUUCUCACAGGCAAGCUUCCUUUAGGAGUUAGUAGCUCAUUCAUUACUUUCAUUCCAAAAACUGGAAAUGCAUUUAGUCCCAAAGAUUACAGGCCUAUAGCUUUAUGCAAUUUAAUUUACAAAAUCAUUUCAAAAAUCUUAGCUGUUAGACUUGCUCUGGUUCUUCCUAAAUUGGUUAGAUUAGAACAAAAUACUUUUAUAAAAGGGAGGAAGAUUCAAGAUGCUAUUAUUAUGGGGGGGCAUGAAAUGAUUAGUGAAUUUACAAACAAGCAUCCUACAAUGGCUUUGAAGGCUAAUAUUUCCAAAGCUUUUGACUCAGUCUCUUGGAGUUUUCUAUUAAAGAUUAUGGUUACAGCUGGUUUCAUUGCUCAGGGAAUGAUUACUUUGUCACAUACAGCAUUGAAAGCACAUUCUUCUAUCUGUCAUACUUUCUUUGUAAAUGAUCUUCUUAUAACUUGUAAGGCUUCUAUUCCAAAUGCUAGAACUCUUCAAGAAAUUUUUCAGAUAUUCAGAGCUGCUUCUGGGUUACAAAUUAACUACCAAAGUCUAAAGAAGCCACAUUGUUCAGUUUUAUUGGAUAAAAUUUCAAAUAAAAUCAAUGAUUGGUGCAAUGGUAUGCUUUCAGUAGCAGGGAAAACUGAAUUGAUCAAGACAGUUAUCACUCCGACUUGUUUGUACUGGUGCAGUGUUUUUACAUUGCCUAUAUCAGUCCUCAAUCAGAUUCAAAAGCUAUGCAGGGACUUUAUUUGGGGAAGCAGAGACACAUUGAAGAAAAUGCACCUCUUAAGUUGGGAUGUUAUGUGUAGACCUAAAGCUGAGGGAGGUUUGGGUAUCCAAAAAUUGAUAGAUGUGCAACAAGCAGCUCAAUGUACAUUAGCUUGGGAUUUUAUUCUUAGCAAAGAUAGGAUUUGGGUUCCAUGGUUCAAAAACAGAUAUUCUUCUCUAUCUACUUACUGGAAUGCAGUCCCCAAGAUCUCUCAUUCUAUCUUAUGGAAAAAUUUGAUAAAUAUAAGGGAUGUUAUGCAUCUUAAUAUUAAAUUUUCAAUUGGAAAUGGGCAAAUUUUCAAGCUACUGUCUGAUCCAUGGUGUGAAGGUCAUUCUUUACUUCAGAAAUUUGGUCACCGUAUUGUUAGAAGACUGGGUUUUGCUUGGGAUUCCUUUUUGUCCAGCCUUAUGGAUAAUGGAGGCUGGAAUUUACAUAUUUUGCAGGACACCAUUUUUCAUCCUAUCAGAGAUUAUAUUCAAACACUGGUUAUUCAUGACAGAGAAGAUAAAUAUACUUGGGAUGGAGGUUCAUUUUCUUUUAAAAAUGCUUGGAAGGGCUGUAGGGUAAUGCAUCCAGAGGUGUUAUGGUACAGGAUGUGUUAG